This is a messenger RNA of Lepisosteus oculatus (spotted gar), 3875 nucleotides long. The record is from RefSeq and is a predicted model, not a curated record. Lineage: Eukaryota; Metazoa; Chordata; Actinopteri; Semionotiformes; Lepisosteidae.
AGGCUCCGUACCGGCAGGCUCACUAUUUUGCAAGGGUCCCGCUUUUCCCCGAGGCAGCACGUCGCGCGCGCGCACCCGACGCGCUCUCCCCUUGUAAACUGAGUGGUUUUGUGGGAGGGGUCAUUAUUUGGCAGGGAGCGGCAAAGGGGGAGCGGAAGGGGGGAAAGCAGUUCCUAGGUACCGACGGCGGCGUGUGGAUUCAUUGAGCUUCACCACACAGAGAGCGGGCAGACUCAAGUGUGUGAGGAAAAAGGGAGAGACCAGAGAGAAAAAGGCAAGUGAAACAGGCAUCUCCAGCCGUUUGUCGGAAUAGAAGAUCUGUCCUCGGAUAAGGAACCAUGACCACUGCAACAUCACCUAUCCUCCUGAAAUGGGAUCCUAAGAGCCUUGAAAUUAGAACUCUGACGGUGGAGAGACUACUGGAGCCUUUAGUCACACAGGUCACUACCUUGGUGAAUACGAGUAAUAAAGGCCCGUCCAGCAAAAAGAAGGGACGCUCCAAGAAGGCUCAUGUCCUGGCUGCCUCUGUGGAGCAGGCCACCCAGAAUUUUCUGGAAAAGGGUGAGCAGAUUGCCAAAGAGAGCCAGGAUCUAAAAGAAGAGCUCAUUGCUGCAGUUGAAGAUGUUCGUAAACAAGGUGAGACCAUGAGGGUGGCGUCCUCCGAGUUUGCUGAUGACCCGUGCUCCUCUGUGAAGCGUGGCACCAUGGUCCGAGCUGCCCGAGCCUUGCUGUCUGCUGUAACUCGUCUUCUGAUCCUGGCUGACAUGGCUGAUGUCAUGAGGCUGCUGGCUCACCUCAAAAUUGUGGAAGAAGCUCUUGAGGCUGUGAAAAAUGCCACCAAUGAGCAGGACCUGGCCAACCGCUUCAAGGAGUUUGGAAAGGAAAUGGUCAAACUUAAUUACGUAGCAGCCAGAAGGCAGCAGGAGUUGAAGGAUCCCCACUGCAGGGAUGAGAUGGCAGCAGCUCGAGGUGCCCUUAAGAAAAAUGCAACCAUGCUGUACACAGCAUCACAGGCCUUCCUGCGCCACCCUGACGUCGCCGCCACCCGGGCAAACCGAGACUACGUUUUCAAGCAGGUGCAGGAGGCCAUCGCCGGCAUCUCCAGCGCCGCCCAAGCCACCUCCCCCACGGACGAAAAGCACGGGCACACUGGCAUCGGAGAGCUGGCGGCCGCUCUGAACGAGUUUGACAACAAGAUAAUUUUAGAUCCACUGACCUUCAGUGAGGCCCGAUUCAGGCCAUCUCUGGAGGAACGCUUGGAGAGCAUCAUCAGCGGAGCAGCCCUGAUGGCAGACUCCUCAUGCACGCGUGAUGACCGACGGGAGAGGAUUGUGGCCGAGUGUAAUGCUGUGCGACAGGCCCUGCAGGACCUGCUAAGCGAGUACAUGAAUAAUACUGGCAGAAAAGAGAAAGGGGACCCACUCAACACUGCCAUCGAUAAGAUGACCAAAAAAACAAGGGACCUUCGAAGACAGCUGCGAAAGGCUGUGAUGGACCACAUCUCUGACUCCUUCUUAGAGACAAAUGUGCCCCUGCUUGUGCUCAUUGAGGCAGCAAAAAGUGGCAAUGAAAAGGAGGUCAAAGAGUAUGCCCAAGUCUUCCGCGAGCAUGCUAACAAGCUAGUCGAGGUGGCAAACCUGGCUUGUUCAAUUUCCAAUAAUGAAGAAGGUGUGAAGCUUGUCCGUAUGGCAGCCACCCAGAUUGAUAGCCUGUGUCCACAGGUAAUCAAUGCAGCCCUUACUUUGGCUGCUAGACCACAGAGUAAAGUGGCCCAGGACAACAUGGAUGUUUUCAAAGACCAGUGGGAGAAGCAGGUUCGUGUUCUUACCGAGGCUGUGGAUGACAUCACCUCUGUUGAUGACUUCCUGUCUGUUUCAGAAAACCACAUCCUUGAAGAUGUGAACAAGUGUGUCAUUGCUCUCCAAGAAGGGGAUGUUGACACUUUGGAUCGAACUGCUGGUGCCAUCCGUGGUCGGGCUGCCAGAGUGGUUCAUAUUAUAAAUGCUGAGAUGGAGAACUAUGAGCCAGGAGUUUAUACUGAGCGUGUUCUGGAGGCUAUCAAAUUACUCUCUGAGACCGUCAUGCCACGUUUUGCUGAACAAGUGGAGGUUGCAAUUGAAGCAUUGAGCACAAAUCCCCCGCAGCCGUUUGAAGAGAAUGAAUUCAUUGAUGCUUCCCGCUUGGUGUACGAUGGAGUUCGUGACAUCAGGAAAGCUGUUUUGAUGAUAAGGACACCAGAAGAGCUGGAGGAUGAUUCUGACUUUGAGCAAGAGGACUACGAUGCGCGUAGCAGGACAAGUGUUCAGACUGAAGAUGACCAGCUUAUUGCAGGACAGAGUGCACGGGCUAUUAUGGCUCAGCUGCCACAAGAAGAGAAAGCUAAAAUUGCGGAGCAGGUGGAAAGUUUCCGCCAGGAGAAGUGCAAGUUGGAUGCCGAAGUGGCCAAAUGGGACGACAAUGGCAACGACAUCAUUGUGCUGGCGAAACAGAUGUGCAUGAUCAUGAUGGAAAUGACAGACUUCACCAGCAGAGGCAAAGGCCCACUGAAGAAUUCCUCAGAUGUGAUUAAUGCAGCAAAGAAGAUUGCUGAAGCUGGCUCCAGGAUGGACAAACUUGCUCGCGCUGUUGCUGAUCAGUGUCCUGAUUCAGCCUGCAAGCAGGACUUGUUGGCAUACUUGCAGAGAAUUGCUCUCUAUUGCCAUCAGCUCAACAUCUGCAGCAAGGUGAAGGCUGAGGUCCAGAACCUAGGUGGAGAGCUCAUUGUAUCUGGGCUGGACAGUGCAACAUCUCUUAUCCAGGCAGCCAAGAAUCUGAUGAAUGCAGUUGUACUUACUGUCAAGGCCUCUUAUGUGGCUUCCACGAAAUACCAGAAGGUCUAUGGGACAGCUGCAGUGAACUCGCCUGUUGUGUCUUGGAGGAUGAAAGCCCCAGAGAAGAAGCCCCUAGUCAAGAGAGAGAAGCCAGAGGAGUGUCAGACACGAGUGAGACGGGGAUCCCAGAAGAAGCACAUCUCACCUGUUCAGGCUCUGAGCGAAUUUAAGGCCAUGGAUUCAUUUUAAUUCAUGUAGCACAAAGGAAUAAAUGCUUAGCACCUAAUCUUUCUUUUUUUUUUUGGUGAAAGGCAUACCUGCCAGCUCUUAUAUAUGGUGAACAUACAGUACCCCAGAUAAUUCGCAUGUUAAAGUGUCAACCCAGUAAUGCCAAGACACUUCGGGAUCAGUUACUCAGACAUUGGCAGUAAAGUCACAGAAUAACGUUAUUUUAUAGGCAAACAUUUCUGGCUUUAAAGUAAACACAGAUGAUUCAGAUAGAACCAUUUGCUAGGGUAAUGUGUUGGCAGGUAUGACAGUAUAAAAGUGGACCCCUAAUACUAAGGUUAUAAGGAUUUGUUUACUGUGAACAUGAUUAUUAUCACUAUUAUAAUAAUUAUCAUUAUUGGCAGACCAUGAGGACAAAGGUUAAACAGUCUAAUCUCAGCUUUAGAAGUUUAGAAAUAUGCAGUCAAAGAUAAAGGGAUCUACAAGGCUGUUCAGUUUCUCCCUAACCUUAUUAAUACUUUGGUUUUAAUGUUAACUGUAGUGCUAUGAAAUUCCUUAUGUUACAAAUAUAUGGAAACGUUAGCAACUGAGUCUUUUUCUUCUACCUAUUAACCCAUAUAGUGUUAUAUGAAGCACAAUAUGGUAACUGGCAUUGUCUUUUUUAUUUAUUUUAAAUUAUAUCACUAGAUAUUGCAGCCUGGUGGGACAUUGCGUAGAACUUAAUAAAUUUAAUUUAGAGAGAACAGUACGAGUAGUUGUGUGGAUUGCUUGAAAAAUAAGUGUCUAACAUGCCUUUGUAUCCACAGUUCUCAAAUAAACCCUUUAACUUGACUGUAA